Messenger RNA from Talpa occidentalis (Iberian mole), 1242 nucleotides. Its product is annotated as basic proline-rich protein-like. The annotation marks the transcript as partial. NCBI's taxonomy places the organism in Eukaryota, Metazoa, Chordata, Mammalia, Eulipotyphla, Talpidae. The transcript is spliced from 2 exons. The record is from RefSeq and is a predicted model, not a curated record.
UCACCAUCACCACCAUCACCACCAUCACCACCAUCACCACCACCAUCAUCACCACCAUCACCACCACCAUCACCACCAUCACCACCAUCACCACCAUCACCAUCACCACCAUCACCACCAUCACCAUCACCAUCACCACCAUCACCAUCACCACCAUCACCACCACCAUCACCACCACCAUCACCACCAUCACCAUCACCACCAUCACCACCAUCACCACCAACACCAUCACCACCAUCACCACCAUCACCAUCACCACCACCACCAUCACCACCAUCACCACCGUCACCACCAUCACCAUCACCACCAUCACCACCAUCACCAACACCACCAUCACCAUCACCACCAUCACCAUCACCAUCACCAUCACCAUCACCAUCACCACCAUCACCAUCACCACCAUCACCACCAUCACCACCACCAUCAUCACCACCAUCACCACCACCAUCACCACCAUCACCACCAUCACCACCAUCACCAUCACCACCACCAUCACCAUCACCACCGUCACCACCAUCACCAUCACCACCGUCACCAUCACCACCAUCACCAUCACCACCAUCACCACCAUCACCACCAUCACCAUCACCACCACCACCAUCACCAUCACCACCAUCACCACCACCAUCACCACCACCAGCAUCACCACCAUCACCAUCACCACCAUCACCACCACCACCAUCACCACCAUCACCACCACCAUCACCAUCACCACCAUCACCACCAUCACCACCACCAUCACCACCAUCACCACCACCAUCACCACCAUCACCAUCACCACCAUCACCACCAUCACCAUCACCACCAUCACCACCAUCACCAUCACCACCAUCACCACCAUCACCACCACCAUCACCACCAUCACCACCAUCACCACCAUCACCACCACCAUCACCAUCACCACCAUCACCACCAUCACCAUCACCACCAUCACCACCAUCACCAUCACCACCAUCACCACCAUCACCACCACCAUCACCACCAUCACCACCAUCACCACCACCAUCACCACCAUCACCAUCACCACCAUCACCACCAUCACCAUCACCAUCACCACCAUCACCACCAUCACCAUCACCACCAUCACCACCAUCACCACCACCAUCACCACCACCAUCACCACCAUCACCACCAUCACCAUCACCACCAUCACCACCAUCACCACCAUCACCAUCACCACCAUCACCAUCACCACCAUCACCAUCACCACCACCAUCACCAUCACCAUCACCACCAUCACCA